CUCAAGCUUCGAGAAACAUUAAUCAAGCUUUUGGAGAUGAAUCCAUCAAUAAAAAAAAUGCUCGAUAUUGGUUCCAAAAAUUUCGUUCUGGCAAUUUGAACAUCGUCAAUGAGCCUCGUGGAAGACCACCGAUCCAUAUUGAUAACGAGGAAUUAAAGACGACUGUGGAAUCCGAUCCAGACAUAACUAUUCGUAAACUUGGGACUAAGCUAGUAACUAGCCGUAUGGCUGUGUUGAAACAUCUUCGUGCAAUAAACAAAGUAAAAAAAUUGGACUUAUAUGUACCGUACAAACUGACGGAACUGCAGAUUGUCGACCGCAAGAGUAAGUGCGCAUCUUUGUUGAUUCGCAAUACACGAUUGCCGUUUGUACACCAAAUCAUCACUUGUGAUGAAAAGUGGAUUUUGUACGACAAUCGAAAACGAUCAAGCAAAUGGGUAGAUAAGAAUACACCGCCAGGACAUACCCCUAAGCCGAAAUUCCAUCAAAAGAAGAUUAUGGUUACCAUAUGGUAG
This is a messenger RNA of Dinoponera quadriceps, 515 nucleotides long. RefSeq names its product histone-lysine N-methyltransferase SETMAR-like. The transcript has a single exon. The record is from RefSeq and is a predicted model, not a curated record. NCBI's taxonomy places the organism in Eukaryota, Metazoa, Arthropoda, Insecta, Hymenoptera, Formicidae. Gene Ontology annotation, molecular function: nucleic acid binding. The annotation marks the transcript as partial.